This is a messenger RNA of Uranotaenia lowii, 3602 nucleotides long. RefSeq names its product structural maintenance of chromosomes protein 6 (gene SMC6). Gene Ontology annotation, molecular function: damaged DNA binding; single-stranded DNA binding. The coding region runs from base 139 to 3447 and encodes 1102 amino acids. Lineage: Eukaryota; Metazoa; Arthropoda; Insecta; Diptera; Culicidae. Gene Ontology annotation, cellular component: nucleus; Smc5-Smc6 complex; site of double-strand break. The record is from RefSeq and is a predicted model, not a curated record. Gene Ontology annotation, biological process: double-strand break repair via homologous recombination. The transcript is spliced from 9 exons.
AUCAACAAACAAAUUUCGUAACGCCCAGAAAGAGGCGCCCGCCGUUUGAUUUGAAACGAUUUUCCUGUUCAAUCAGGAAACUUCCGAUAUUCUUGGAUUGAGUGAGAAAGGUCCUUUUUUUAAAUUCCGGCUGCCAAGAUGAGUCGCCGACGGCGUGAAAGCUCCCCGGAAGGUUCCGCUAAAAAGCGGACUCGUACCAGAUCACCGGAUGAGACCAAUGACAGUGGCGAUGAAGAGGAGGAAAAGUUCAGCCAGCAACUGUCGAGUACUGCCGUGUCGAGAACCGAUUCGACCGGCUCGAUCGAACGGGCUAUCAUAAACGAUAUUCGGAUGAAUGUCCGGAGCGGGAAAAUUUUGUAUAUUCAGCUAAAGAAUUUUAUGUGCCACCGGAACAUGGUGGUGGAAUUCAAUAAGCGUGCUAACCUGCUGGUGGGUAAUAAUGGGAGCGGCAAAAGUGCGGUGCUGGCCGCGCUCACUAUUGGCCUGGGUUGUUCGGCCAAUAGCACCAAUCGGAGCAGCAGCGUAAAGCAGUUGAUAAAACAUGGCGAAAGCCAAGCCAUCGUCGAAAUACACCUGGAGAACGACAGCUUCGAUGCGUACGAGCGGGAGGUGUACGGCAACAAGAUCAUCGUGAUACGGACGAUAAGUGCAUCUGGGGCCACCAGCUACAAGCUGAAGUCCGAAAGUGGCACCGUCGUUUCGACAAGUCGCAGCGAACUGCUCAAGCUGAUCAUGUACCUGAACAUCCAGGUGGACAAUCCGGUGUGUGUUUUAAAUCAGGAUUUGGCACGAUCUUUCCUCAAAGAUUCAGACGAAAAGAAACAGUACAGCCUGUUCCUGAAGGCAACGCAAAUCGAUGCUAUUACAGCCAAGUUGAAUGGUUGCACUCCACAGUUGGAGAAUGCCAAGCACAAUUUGGAGUGCAACGAAAAAAGUCUCCGUUACAUGGACAAGGAAAUCGAACAACUUCGCGAGAAGUAUCAGAACCUUCAGUCAGUGGAAAAGCUAAAAGAAGUGAUCACGACUUCCAAACUCAAGCUGGGCUGGCGGAUUGUCUCGGACAAGGAUGGAGAGUGUUCCAAGGUGGAAGAUCGAUUGCGCGACCGAUUGAACACCAUGAAGGAGUACAUGAACGCGAUUCAAAACAAGGAAGCGAUCGAGGCGGAUAUUGAGCGUACUAUUCAGGGCUUUCGGAGCGAUAUCGACGCGAAGAAGGUUAACUUCGACGAGCUGAAGCAGAAAUACAUCCAGGCUCGACAGAUAGGCGCACAGCUGCAGGAACAGUUGGCCGACAAGGAACGCCAAAUUAAAAAGACAAAGGACCGAAUGGCCCGCCAAGCGGAAGACAUCAAAAGUUUGGAGAGCGACCUAAAGCAACGGAGCGAAUCUGGUUCCAACAAAGUUGCCCAGGAAAAGCGACGCAACGAGCAGCUGAUUGCGGAGUAUACGGAUCAAAUGAGCGAAUUGAAGGCAAUGAUUUCGAAUGCUCUGCGCGAUGUCGAAACACUGCGCAACACUAUGUCGCAGAUUACGGACGCUAAAGAGGAGGCCGGCCACAAACGGGUGGCAAAACAGCGGGAAAAAUCUCGAAUGGAGGACCAGCUGCGGCAGUUCGAAAACUCCUCCCGCGAUAGUCUGUCGGUGUAUGGGCACAACAUGUCGGCCUUUGUUGCCAAAAUCAAACAGCUGCACGAGAGGGGGCGCUUUUCGGAAAUGCCCCGGGGCCCUCUAGGCCAGUACAUCAAGGUUAAAGAUAAACGACUAACGGCGGUAGUCGAGACCGUCAUUUCCCAGGGUAUGUUGACGGCAUUCUACGUCAAUUCGGAUGCCGAUCGGAACACGAUGAACCAGUUGAUCCAAAAAGAGUUCCCGGAGAUGCGAGGCAAGACGAUCAUAACCAGCCGAUUCCACAAGCAGGUGUAUGACGUACGGGAGGGUUGUGUGAGGAGUGUACCGGAAGCCCACUCGCUGAUGAAGCUGAUCAGCGUGAGCGAUCCGGUGGUGAUGAAUUGUCUGAUCGAUCAGAUAAAAAUUGAAACGAUUCUGGUGGUGGAGAAACAGGACUUGGCCAUCCAUCUGACCAGUCAGAGUGAGAAUGUGCCGCAAAAUUUGCAGAAAGUGGUUGUUAUGGAACCGUUUUCGGAGUUUUUCCCGAUGCCCAAUUAUAGAAGUUAUGGGUUGCCGAAACGACCGGCGAGAUACCUCCAGGUUAACAUGACUGAGCUCAAGAAACAAACCGAGCAAAGAAUGGAGGUUCUGAACGAAGAACUUUUGGAUAUACAGCGAGAGGUUGAUGAAGAAAAUAAGAAACUGGCGGAGAAACAGAGGUCUCUGAACGAAAAGCAAAAGCAAAUGGACCGCCAGCUGAGAGAAGCCAACUCGCUGGAACUGAAAAUUAACGAACUAAAGUCAAUCGACUAUCCGGCGGAAACCGAAGAAGCGACUUUGCAAACUGAGCUGGAAGAGUUGAGAGUACUGCAAGUCGAGAUGACCGAGUCCAUUCAGAAGGAAACCGCGUCGCUUGAAGAGUUCAAGCGCGACAUAGCGGCUCAAAGUAAGAACAUUCAGGAGAAGCGAACCAACAUGACGGAUAUCGAGAAACAGAUUCAAGAAAUUCAGGACAAAAUUGACGCCGAGCAGUCGAAGCGACACGACAUGCAAGCCAAUUCUAAAACCAAACAGCAACAGUUGGAACGGCUGCGGACGGAGGUACAAUCGCUACAAACGGAACGCAACGCAUUGAAACAAUCGCUGGAGGCGGCCACCCAGGAGGCACAGGAGCUUGGAGAUCGUGUUGAAGUGACCGAAAAUCAGGAAAAACUGAGGCACAAAAUAUCCUCCACCGAGAAGCGAAUAAAGCAUAUCAAUUCGGCGAACGACAAAAUCGAAGACAUCGAAGCCAUUUUGAACAAUACGGAAAUGAAACGCGAAACCUCGCUGCGGUACACGGACUCGCUAAAAAAGGUCAUUAAAAUCUUGCAGAACUCCCGCUCGGCGCGAUACGCUUACCUCACCAAGCUCAAGUCGCACAUGUCCCUUCGGGUGAAGCACAAGUUUAAUACCGUUAUGCAGUUGCGUGGCUUCGUGGGAGAAAUUGUGAUGGACACCAAAAACUGUACCCUAGCUCUUUCGGUCGUUCCGCGGGAUAAAAACAUCUCGAAUGCCGUUUCCAACACCAAAUCCCUCUCCGGAGGGGAACGAUCCUACUCGACGGUGGCGUUCCUCAUUGCGCUGUGGUCCUGUGUCGAUACGCCCUUCUAUUUUCUGGACGAGUACGACGUGUUCACCGAUCAGGUGAACCGGCACAUGAUGACCAUGCUGUUGCUGAACGAAACCAAGAAGAAACCGGACCGGCAGUUCUGCUUCCUCACCCCGCAGGACAUGAGCAACAUCCAGGCGAACGAUAAUUUGAAGAUUCAUCGAAUGCCAGACCCUGAACGAUGCUGAUUUACCAGAUUCCAACUUCUAGACUGAACGGUGAUGUCCACCUUACUCUUAGAUAUUGACUCUGUUAUUUUCCUUCUGUUAACUUUUUAUGUUCUCCAAUUAUUUGAUUUACAUGAAUGAUUUUUAUAAAGAAAACAGACCAUAGUGGAAAUUGA